This is a messenger RNA of Wallemia mellicola CBS 633.66, 2103 nucleotides long. Its product is annotated as CDC45-like protein. Gene Ontology annotation, biological process: mitotic DNA replication preinitiation complex assembly; double-strand break repair via break-induced replication; DNA replication initiation. The record is from RefSeq and is a predicted model, not a curated record. The coding region runs from base 1 to 2103 and encodes 700 amino acids. Gene Ontology annotation, molecular function: chromatin binding; single-stranded DNA binding; DNA replication origin binding. Lineage: Eukaryota; Fungi; Basidiomycota; Wallemiomycetes; Wallemiales; Wallemiaceae. Gene Ontology annotation, cellular component: DNA replication preinitiation complex. The transcript has 5 exons.
AUGCUGCUUGCACCCCCAGACACAAGCAAUCCACACGAACAAUCCUAUGGAACAGCCUAUAAGGAAAUAGUUAAUACGUCGAGAAAGCGCCAGUCUUCUGCAAACGCGGUCGUGAUAUUAGCUUCACCAGAUGUAGAUGCUUUAUGCGGCGUGCGUAUACUAGUAGACAUGCUUAAAAUUGAUGGUAUAUUACACAAUGUUAGAGUAGUCAACGGUUAUAAAGAAUUAGAAACUAUUAGAUCUGAAAUUGUUGAGGAUCCUGAGCUUCAUAGUGUAAUAAUAUUAGGAUUCGGUAGCCUUCUCACCCUCUCAGCUCAGUUCAGCUUGCAUUCUGGCGUGACAAUACACCUCAUUGACUCAUCCAGGCCAUGGAAUUUAGCAAACGCGUUUGGAGGCUUUGGUGGUGUUGAAGGUGAUGAAGCCAAAGUAUUAGUAUGGGACGAUGCUUAUUAUGAUGCCAAAGAAAUGGAAGACUUGAGGAAAAGUUGGGAGGCAUUAGAGUAUGACCCAGAGGACUCUGAAGAAGAUUCUGAUGAUUCUGAGGACUCAUUAGACGAUGAAAGCGAUGACGCAGACGAAGACGAUCAACAGAGCGAUGAAGAUGGGAAUCCACCUGCAAAACGUGCUAAAUUGAAUCCUAAGGUGGGAUCUUAUUCUUUGUUUAUAUCCGAUUCACGUAAAAAAAUGAAACAAGAGAGACAUUUACACAGGAGUAAAAUGUCAAAGUACUACAGUAAUGGUACAUCACACGGAAUGAGUGUGAGCUGUGUUAUGUACAUUUUAACGGUAGAACUUGAGCGAGCAGUCAACGAUUUAGUAUGGUAUGCUAUACUAGGUCUGACAUAUCAGUACACAUCAGCGCAAAUUUCACGUUCACAGUAUGAUGAUCGAUAUGUACUUCUAAAAGAUGAAGUUUCACGUUUAAACCCGCCCACAAUUGGCGAAACAAAGACCAAUCCGGAUGAUUACAGUAUUUCAGUAAAAGAGGAAUUGCGUUUUCCACUACUACGUCACUGGAGUCUUUACGAUAGUAUGAUACAUUCAGAGUACAUAGCGAGCAAACUUGGUAUAUGGAAAGAAGGUGGUAAAAAGCGAUUGCAUGGUUUCUUAGCUGAGAUGGGUCUACCAUUAGUACAAGCACAGCAGUCAUUUGCACACAUGGACACCGAUCUUAAGCGUGCUUUGCCAUUAAAAGUAGAGAAUACAGCACCUAGACAUCAAUUAGUUGAUCUCUCUUACCCAUCUUUCGUUAGAAGCUUCGGUUUGCGGUCGCUUCCCUUAGCAGCAGCUGAUGCUGUUGAAGCUAUCAAUGCAUUAUUACAGGCAGCCACAGGUAUUAGCAUCUACGUCGAUGACGGACAAGGAGGUGGUGAAAUGUUCAGCAAUGUUCGUCUGUGGGAAAUAACAAGUCUAUUCGGUAACACCAUCGAUAACAAAGAGAAUAAACGAAACCUCACAUUCUUCGGCCAGAUGGAAGAAGGUGAUGAGGAUAUUGCUGCACUUAUCAAGAAAAGAAAUGAUGAAAGGAGCUGGGAGCGAAACUUCUGGAUCGCUUAUGAUGCUCUCAAUAAUAACGUGUCGAGAUUAAGAGCAUCUAUACCACUCUGCAUUUCUCUCCAUAGAGCGAUACUACGAACAGGUGCUAGUUUGAUAGAACAGAAAGUAAUCAAGAAUCUCAGUCUGUUCAGAUUAGCAAUACUAAAAGAAGGGCCGGACCUUGCAUUAUUUUGCAACCCUGCGCCACUUUCACGUCUGGCAAAAUGGCUAAUUGAAGCGCUUAGAGAUCGUAUAGUGUCUAAGACGAAAGGUAAAGUUGUUGAUCUAAAAACUGGUAGUCAGAAGAGGUUAAAAGACCUACCAUUCAUCGUCGCAUGCCUUAACGAAAAGACUGGUACAUACCUCGUGGCUGGUGUCACUGGAUCUACGCUUUUUGACGACGCAAGAAAGAACAAACUAGGCACUAUAUUCUAUGAAUCAGCUGAAGCUACACGUGCUAGAUCCAAGCACGAUUGGUUUGAUACAGCCAUUGUUGAGAUUCAUGGCGAUGAUUUCCAAGGGUUCAUUGAAGGUGUACAAGCAGGUUUAGCAGAGAAUAAUUACUAG